Nerophis lumbriciformis (worm pipefish) is the source of this 1944-nucleotide messenger RNA. Lineage: Eukaryota; Metazoa; Chordata; Actinopteri; Syngnathiformes; Syngnathidae. The record is from RefSeq and is a predicted model, not a curated record.
AUGCUAGAUUUCUUCACCAUCUUCAGCAAAGGGGGGAUAGUGCUGUGGUGCUUUCAGGGAACCGGGGUCACAGAGUCAUUUACCGGUCCAGUCAACGCCCUCAUACGCUCUGUAAUUCUUCAGGAGCGAAGUGGGAAUAACCUGUUCACUCAUGAGGCCCUGAAUCUGAAGUAUAAACUGGACAAUGAGUUUGAGUUAAUUUUCGUGGUGGGUUUUCAAAAGAUCCUGACGCUGACCUAUGUGGACAAGCUCAUAGAUGACAUCCAGCUGCAUUUCAGGGACCGUUAUAAGAAUGAAUUGGAGCACAAGGGUGUGAUGAAGCUUCUUAAUCACAGUUUUGAGUUUGAGGAUGACUUCAAAAUGCUUCUUUGCGAGGCAGAACAGAGCAGCAAAGCUCGGAGCCCCGCACCAAUGCGCUCUUUCAAGGAGUCUGAAAAAUCCCAAAAAACUGUGAAGUCCAUGAUAGAAACAAAGGGUGGAGACAAAGAAAAGGAACAGGGUAGCAAAAAGAGCAAGAAUACCAAAAAGGAAGACCUUGUUAAAUCAGAUCAAGGUAAAGGCACAGCUCCUGCCUCCAAGCUGGUUGAGAAUGGCAACCAUGGCCUUACACCUGAAGAGAUCAUGCAGAAAAAGAGAGAGGAGUUCUUUCGCAAGCGCACAGCUGGACCUGCUGAAAAAGUCAGUAAGUCUCCGAAGCCUCAGAAGCCAAAGGGGAAACAGAUGCGCAUUUGGGAUAUGGGUGGUAACAGUACCAAGGACCUGGACUACAGUGAUAGGAAUGGAGAGAAUUCUCCUAAUGGUUGUGACCAAAACCAGGAUGCACCUGCUGAUCCUGGAAUGCAGUUAAGCUCCAUGAAGGGAGAUUUGCCGUCUGUGGAAUGUGAUUCCACUGAGGAGGAGGAGGAGGAAGAGGAAGAAGAGGAAAGAGUGGUUGUCAAUGCAACAGUCAAGAGCAGCACCAAGAAGAGUGGCGGUUUUGGGGGUAUGUUUGGCAUGCUGAAGGGCCUGGUGGGCUCCAAGAGUUUGAAUCUGGAGGACAUGGGGCCAGUUUUGGAGAAGAUGAGGGACCACCUCAUUGCAAAGAAUGUAGCAGCUGAAAUUGCUUCACAGCUUUGUGACUCGGUAGCCAAAAAGCUGGAAGGCAAAGUCAUGGGCACUUUCACCACUGUUGCCUCAACAGUAAAGCAGGCCCUGCAAGAGUCGCUGGUCCAGAUUCUUCAGCCUAAGCGGAGGGUGGAUAUUCUCAGAGAUGUCAUGGAGGCACAGAGUCAGAGGAGACCUUUCGUUAUUACUUUCUGUGGUGUCAACGGGGUUGGAAAGUCCACCAACCUAGCAAAGAUCUCAUUCUGGCUAGUCGAGAAUGGUUUUACGGUGCUUAUCGCAGCCUGCGACACGUUCCGCGCCGGAGCGGUGGAGCAGCUGCGAACCCACCAGCGCCGCCUAAACUCGCUGCACCCACCAGAGAAGCACGCAGGACGAACUAUGGUCCAGCUCUAUGAAAAGGGUUAUGGGAAGGAUGCUGCUGGAAUUGCAAUGGAGGCCAUUGCCUAUGCUCGCAACCAGGCUUUCGAUGUGGUGCUGGUGGACACUGCAGGGCGUAUGCAGGACAACGCCCCCCUCAUGACAGCACUGGCAAAACUCAUUGCAGUUAACAUGCCUGACCUCGUGCUAUUCGUCGGGGAGGCUCUGGUGGGCAACGAGGCAGUCGACCAAUUGGUUAAGUUCAACCAGGCUUUGGCUGACCACUCUAUGUCUGACAAACCUCGCCUCAUAGACGGUAUUGUCCUCACAAAGUUUGACACCAUUGAUGACAAGGUUGGCGCGGCUAUCUCCAUGACCUACAUCACAGGCCAGCCAAUAGUGUUCGUGGGCACUGGGCAGACGUACAACGACCUCCGCAGUCUGAACGCCCGUGCUGUGGUCAGCGCCCUGAUGAAGGCUUAA